Agelaius phoeniceus (red-winged blackbird) is the source of this 3069-nucleotide messenger RNA. The record is from RefSeq and is a predicted model, not a curated record. NCBI's taxonomy places the organism in Eukaryota, Metazoa, Chordata, Aves, Passeriformes, Icteridae.
AUGGGGAUGGGAGUUUCAGUUCUUCUUCUGCUCAUUGUGGGACCUUGGGUGGUGGAGAUGGGAGAUUCGGAGGUUUUGGGCAUGGGUAUGGCAGCAGGAGCCUCCACAACCUUGGAGGGUUCAGGAAUGUCUAUACUGGUGGAAGCUACGGAGGAGAAGGAAGGAGGUCCAGGCAGGGAGGUACUCAGAGGAGGCCUUGGCACAGGGGUGCAAGGGGCUGGGCAGGAAUUGGGACAGGCUGGAGUUCUCCGAGGCAUUGGGGAAGUCCAUGUGGACACCAACCUGCUGAGGCCAAUACGGCUCCAGGUGGACCCUGAGUUCCAGCGAGUGCGCUCGGAUGAGAGGGAGCAGAUCAAAGCUCUCAACAACAAAUUUGCUUCAUUCAUCGAGAAGGUUCAAUGUCUGGAGCGGCAGAAUCAGGCACUCUUGGCCAAGUGGGAACUUCUGCAGCAGCAAAGCUCUGGCCCUGAGGAGAGCAGGAACAUCAACAACUUCUUCCAGGCCUACAUCACCAACCUGCAGCGACAGCUCGAGACGCUCCAGAGCCAGAAGGAGCAGCUGGAUCCUGAGGCCUACAACAUGCUCCGGCUUGUUGAGGAUUAUAAAAACAGAUUCGAGGAUGAGAUCGACAAACGCACAUCCAAGGAGGAGGAGUUUGUGGAGCUUAAAAAGGAACUGGAUAGUGCCUACAUGGGAAAAAUGGAGUUUGAUGUCCGAGUGGAUAUCCUGAGGCAGGAGCUGGAGUUCCUCCGGUGUUUAUACGAAGCUGAGCUGUCCCAGCUGCAAACGGUUGUUGAGAACGUUGACGUUGUUCUGUCCAUGGACAACCACAGGGACUUGAACAUGGAUGGGAUCAUCGAGGAGGUCAGGCGGGAAUAUGAGGGGAUAGCCCACAGGAGCACAGCUGAAGUGGAUGCCAUGUACCGGGGCAGGUACCAGGACCUGCAGAACAUGUGGGUGAGUCAACAAGAGCAGCUGAAGAACAGUCACCAGGAAAUCCAGGAACUUGCCAGGCACAUCCAACGACUCCAACCAGAAAUUGAAAUCGCAAGGAAAAGGAAUUCCAGCCUCCAGGACUCCAUUAAAGAUGCUGAGCACCGUGGGAGCUCGGCCGUCAGGGAUGGCCAGGAAAAGCUAGAGGAGCUGGAAAAUGCCCUCCAACAGGCCAAGGAUGACCUUUCUCAGCUUGUCCGUGAUUACCAGGAGCUCCUGAAUGUGAAGCUGGGCCUGGACAUUGAGAUCGCCAUGUAUCGCUCACUCCUCGAGGAGGAGGAGAACAGGUUGGGGCAAAAUCCAUCCUGGGUGGAAAAGGUGGAAGCUCUGGAGGGUGGGGAUCCAUCUCUGGUGGUGGUGGUUCCAUCUCUGGAGGAGGAAAAGGCUCAGGAUCUGGAGGAGGAGGAAGCUCAGGCAGUGGAGGCUCCAUCUGUGGAGGAGGAGGAAGCUCUGGCAGUGGAGGCUCCAUGUCCAAGGGUGGCAGCAGUUCUGGAGGGUGGGGAUCCAGCUCUGGUGGUGGUGGUUCCAUGUCUGGAGGAGGAAAAGGCUCAGGAUCUGGAGGAGGAGGAAGCUCAGGCAGUGGAGGCUCCAUCUGUGGAGGAGGAGGAAGUUCAGGUGGUGGAGGUUCCAUGUCCAAGGGAGGCAGCAGCUCUGGAGGGUGGGGGUCUAGCUCUGGUGGUGGUGGUUCCAUGUCUGGAGGAGGAAAAGGCUCAGGAUCUGGAGGAGGAGGAAGCUCAGGCAGUGGAGGCUCCAUUUGUGGAGGAGGAGGAAGCUCUGGCAGUGGAGGCUCCAUGUCCAAGGGUGGCAGCAGCUCUGGAGGGUGGGGAUCCAGCUCUGGUGGUGGUGGUUCCAUGUCUGGAGGAGGAAAAGGCUCAGGAUCUGGAGGAGGAAGCUCAGGCAGUGGAGGCUCCAUCUGUGGAGGAGGAGGAAGUUCAGGUGGUGGAGGUUCCAUGUCCAAGGGAGGCAGCAGCUCUGGAGGGUGGGGAUCCAGCUCUGGUUCCAUGUCUGGAGGCGGAAAAGGCUCAGGAUCUGGAGGAGGAGGAAGCUCAGGCAGUGGAGGCUCCAUCUGUGGAGGAGGAGGAAGUUCAGGUGGUGGAGGUUCCAUGUCCAAGGGAGGCAGCAGCUCUGGAGGGUGGGGAUCCAGCUCUGGUUCCAUGUCUGGAGGCGGAAAAGGCUCAGGAUCUGGAGGAGGAGGAAGCUCAGGCAGUGGAGGCUCCAUCUGUGGAGGAGGAGGAAGUUCAGGUGGUGGAGGUUCCAUGUCCAAGGGAGGCAGCAGCUCUGGAGGGUGGGGGUCCAGCUCUGGUUCCAUGUCUGGAGGAGGAAAAGGCUCAGGAUCUGGAGGAGGAGGAAGCUCAGGCAGUGGAGGCUCCAUUUGUGGAGGAGGAGGAAGUUCAGGUGGUGGAGGUUCCAUGUCCAAGGGAGGCAGCAGCUCUGGAGGGUGGGGGUCUAGCUCUGGUGGUGGUGGUUCCAUGUCUGGAGGAGGAAAAGGCUCAGGAUCUGGAGGAGGAGGAAGCUCAGGCAGUGGAGGCUCCAUUUGUGGAGGAGGAGGAAGCUCUGGCAGUGGAGGCUCCAUGUCCAAGGGUGGCAGCAGUUCUGGAGGGUGGGGAUCCAGCUCUGGUGGUGGUGGUUCCAUGUCUGGAGGAGGAAAAGGCUCAGGAUCUGGAGGAGGAAGCUCAGGCAGUGGAGGCUCCAUCUGUGGAGGAGGAGGGAGUUCAGGUGGUGGAGGUUCCAUGUCCAAGGGAGGCAGCAGCUCUGGAGGGUGGGGAUCCAGCUCUGGUUCCAUGUCUGGAGGCGGAAAAGGCUCAGGAUCUGGAGGAGGAGGAAGCUCAGGCAGUGGAGGCUCCAUCUGUGGAGGAGGAGGAAGUUCAGGUGGAGGAGGCUCCAUGUCCAAGGGAGGCAGCAGCUCUGGAGGGUGGGGAUCCAGCUCUGGUUCCAUGUCUGGAGGAGGAAAAGGCUCAGGAUCUGGAGGAGGAAGCUCAGGCAGUGGUGGUUCCAUGUCCGGAGGUGGGCAGAGCUCCGGUGGUCACGGAUCUGGCUCCAGUAGCAGCAGAUGCAGCCCCCAAAGUGGAGGCAUGA